Molecule: messenger RNA, 3977 nt
Organism: Diospyros lotus (date-plum)
Lineage: Eukaryota; Viridiplantae; Streptophyta; Magnoliopsida; Ericales; Ebenaceae
Exons: 18
Coding region: 235-3564 (1109 amino acids)
Biological process (GO): lactose catabolic process
Cellular component (GO): beta-galactosidase complex
Molecular function (GO): beta-galactosidase activity; carbohydrate binding
Source: RefSeq, a predicted model, not a curated record
ACCCCAAUCGUGGUUAACCGAAAGAGUCAAAUGUGCAUCUUCUGAUGAUUGCAUUCUUAUCCAUUUCCCGGAACUUCGAUCCCCAAGUAUCCCUUUUUCGUUUCUGAUUCAUCUUCCGCCAUCGCCGAUUUCAUUUUCACUGCUUCCUGCCGGAGCCAUACCGCCGUCGGUCCCCUGCUCAUAGAGGCUGCUAAAUUAUGGUUUCACCAUGGCGCAGUCGUACCUUUCAGUUCAAUGAUGGCCUCUUUGUCCAGUCAACUUGUUUUCCCCUCAAAUGUUGGUUACAAGAUGUGGGAAGAUCCAUCAUUCUUCAAAUGGAGGAAGAGAGAUGCUCAUGUUCCCCUGCACUGCCAUGAUACAGUUGAAGGAUCUCUUAGAUACUGGUAUGGGCACAGUAGAGCGGAUUUUCUGGUAUCAAAUGCAGCAGUUUGGGAUGAUGACGCUGUAUCUGAGGCUCUAAGUUCUGCUGCUUUCUGGGUCAAGGACUUACCUUAUGUUCAGUCUUUGUCCGGAUAUUGGAAAUUUUUCUUGGCUCCAAAUCCCACCUCCGCCCCUUUGAAUUUUUAUGACAGUGCAUUUGAGGAUUCUACAUGGGAGACAUUACCAGUUCCUUCCAACUGGCAGAUGCAUGGAUUUGAUCGGCCUAUUUACACAAAUGUUGUAUAUCCAUUUCCACUUGAUCCGCCAAAUGUUCCAGAGGAUAAUCCCACUGGCUGUUACAGGACAUAUUUUCACCUUCCAAAAGAAUGGAAAGGGCGUAGGAUACUUCUACACUUUGAAGCUGUUGAUUCGGCUUUCCAAGCCUGGAUAAAUGGGGUUCCUGUUGGAUAUAGUCAGGAUAGUAGACUACCUGCUGAGUUUGAAAUCACAGAUUUCUGCCAUCCAUGUGGAUGUGAUGAUAAAAAUGUUUUAGCUGUUCAAGUAUUCAGAUGGAGUGAUGGUUCUUACCUUGAAGAUCAAGACCAUUGGUGGUUAUCCGGCAUUCACCGGGACGUACUUCUUUUAGCGAAGCCAAAGGUUUUCAUUGCAGACUACUUCUUUAGAUCAAACUUGAACCAAAACUAUUCCUCUGCAGACCUGCAGGUUGAAGUGAAAAUUGAUAACCCAAGGGGAACAUCAAAGGACAUCCUUGCUGACUUCACUAUUGAAGCAGCAAUAUAUGAUAAUGGUAGUUGGUACGGUAGUGAUGGACAUGUUGAUCUCCUUUCAUCUAGUGUAGCUCAUUUGCAGCUUGCUCCAUCCUCUGGUGCAACUCUAGGAUUUCAAGGAUAUUUUCUUGUAGGGCAGCUGCAAAUGCCUAAGCUUUGGUCUGCUGAACAACCGAACCUAUACAUUCUUGUAGUCAUUCUCAAAGAUGCAUCAGGGCAUGUAGUUGAUUGUGAAUCAUGCCUAGUAGGCAUAAGACAAAUAUCAAAAUCCCCGAAACAGCUGCUUGUAAAUGGGCAUCCAGUGAUAAUAAGAGGGGUAAACAGACAUGAACAUCAUCCACGUCUUGGGAAGACAAACUUGGAGGCCUGCAUGAUUAAGGAUUUGGUUCUGAUGAAGCAAAACAAUAUUAAUUCUGUGAGAAACAGCCAUUAUCCCCAACAUCCCCGAUGGUACGAGUUGUGUAGUUUGUUUGGCAUGUACAUGAUAGAUGAAGCCAAUAUCGAGACACAUGGUUUUGAUCUUUCUGGACAUGUAAAGCAUCCGACCCAGGAACCAAUUUGGGCUUGUUCUAUGAUGGAUCGCGUGAUAGGAAUGGUGGAGAGGGACAAAAAUCACACAUGUAUUAUUUCCUGGUCUCUAGGAAAUGAAUCAAGCUAUGGGCCUAAUCAUGCUGCUCUUGCUGGUUGGAUUCGUGGAAAAGAUCCAUCCAGGCUGUUACACUAUGAAGGUGGUGGAUCCAGAACCUCAUCGACUGAUAUUGUAUGCCCCAUGUACAUGCGUGUUUGGGAUAUAGUGAAGAUUGCAACAGAUCCAACAGAAUCACGACCCCUGAUAUUGUGCGAGUAUUCACAUGCCAUGGGCAAUAGCAACGGGAAUAUUAAUGAAUACUGGGAAGCAAUUGAUAGCACACCUGGCCUCCAAGGAGGCUUUAUUUGGGAAUGGGUUGAUCAGGGGCUAUUGAAGGUUGGUGCUGAUGGUAAAAAGCACUGGGCAUAUGGUGGUGAGUUUGGGGAUAUUCCAAAUGACUUGAACUUCUGUCUAAAUGGUCUUACAUGGCCUGAUCGAACUCCUCAUCCUGCAAUACAUGAGGUUAAAUAUGUUUAUCAACCAAUCAAGGUUUCAUUCCAGGAAGGGAUACUGAAGAUAAGAAACACAUACUUCUUUGAAACAACCCAAGAAUUAGAAUUCAGCUGGGCCAUUCAUGGUGAUGGAUGCGAAAUUGGAUCUGGCUUUCUUUCUCUACCAUUAAUGCAACCUCAGAGUAGUUAUGAAAUAAACUGGGAGUCUGGACCUUGGUAUUCUCUAUGGGCUUCAUCUUCUGCAGCAGAAUUUUUCUGGACGUUAAAUGUAAAGCUUAUACAUCCUACACGCUGGGUUGGAUCUGGUCAUGUCAUUUCAUCUGCUCAAGUCCAGCUGCCUGCAAAAAAAGAAUUUACUCCUCAUGUCAUCACAAUGAAAGAUACCACUUUGCAUUAUGAAAGUCUUGGAGAUGCAAUAACGAUUAGCCAUGGGAACAUUUGGGAGAUCAAAUUUAAUACUCAAACAGGAGCAUUGGAAAGCUGGAAGGUUAAAGGGGUUACAGUGAUAGAGAAAAGUGUCUUCCCAUGCUUUUGGCGAGCCCCAACAGAUAAUGACAAGGGUGGAGGUGAAAGUAGUUAUUUCUCCAAGUGGAAAGCUGCUGAUCUUGAUAACUUGCUUAUCCUAAAUGAAUGUUGUUCUAUCCAGAGCAUGACGGAACAUCUUGUAGAAAUAGCAGUUGUCUACCAUUGCAUCCCAAAGAAAGAGAAGUCUUCCACAGGAAACAAUUCAAAUGUUCUCUUCAAGGUUGACAUGAAUUUCUCAAUCUACGGUUCGGGGGAUGUCAUCUUGGAAUGUAAUGUAAAACCAAGUCCUAACCUUCCGCCUUUGCCUCGUGUUGGGGUUGAAUUCCAUUUAAACAAAUUGAUGGACAAGAUCAAGUGGUAUGGAAGAGGGCCCUUCGAGUGUUAUCCAGAUAGGAAGGCAGCUGCAAAUGUGGGGAUAUAUGAACAGAAUGUAAGAGACAUGCAUGUUCCCUAUAUUGUUCCUGGAGAAUGUUCAGGUAGGGCAGAUGUUAGGUGGGUAACAUUUCAGAAUGAUGAAGGCAUAGGAAUCUACGCUUCCAUAUAUGGCGGCUCUUCACCUAUGCAAAUGAAUGCAAGUUACUAUACUACAACAGAGCUUGACCGAGCAACACACAAUGAGGAACUCAUAAUAGGGGACGAUAUUGAGGUGCAUCUUGACCACAAGCACAUGGGCCUCGGUGGGGAUGAUAGCUGGUCUCCCUGUGUCCACGACAAAUAUCUUGUUCCUGCUUUGCCAUAUUCAUUCUCUAUUAGAUUUUUCCCAGUCACUGCAGCGACGUCUUCCCACGACAUAUACAACUCGCAGCUCUGAAAGGAUGGCUAGUGAUGCAUGAGCCAUAGGAUCAAUGUUUUUCUACCAGGUGUUGCAGUUUUUCACAAUUGGCGUGACUUUGGCUUCGUUUGGGGAACCAUGUAUCGUCUGUAUGAGCACGAAUGCGCUGAAGAACAAAAUGACAAUGCAAUCCCUUGCUGAAGUGGUUCCUUGUGUCAGUCUUGUUAUGGUAAAAAUGCUCUACAUAUCUUAAACUUAAUCAAUCUGGCUGGAGAAUAGGAAUAAUGUUAGCCAGAUUGGGUUUUCAUUAAGUCCUUUUUAUUGUGGUUUCUAUGUGGCAAGGGAGCGGACAUGAGCCAAUAAUAAUGUUUAGGUAGGUACAGAGUGAAACUUGACAAAGCAGCCUCAUACUCCUUGGCUUAUGUAAUAUAAAAGCUAUUGUUAUUUGGGAA